Molecule: messenger RNA, 2544 nt
Organism: Rosa chinensis
Lineage: Eukaryota; Viridiplantae; Streptophyta; Magnoliopsida; Rosales; Rosaceae
Product: wall-associated receptor kinase-like 1
Exons: 6
Coding region: 1-2544 (847 amino acids)
Biological process (GO): cell surface receptor signaling pathway; protein phosphorylation
Cellular component (GO): plasma membrane
Molecular function (GO): protein serine/threonine kinase activity; polysaccharide binding; calcium ion binding
Source: RefSeq, a predicted model, not a curated record
AUGGCGUUGCGACUCUCAUUGGUGGCGGUCCUACUCCUGUUAUCGGCAGCUAGUACUACUACGACAACAGCAGUUGCUGCUCAAGCCCUGCCUCGCUGCUCAGACAAGUGCGGCAAUCUCACAAUUCCAUAUCCAUUUGGCAUGAAGAAGGAUUGUUACCUGCGAGAAGAAUUCUUUAUCAAUUGUAGCCAUACCACCCAAUCACCAGUGGCAUAUUUGAUGGAAGGGAGUCUCAUUGUUACUAACAUUUCCCUUGAUGACGGUGAGUUGGGAAUAUUGGGCUCCGUAGCUGCAGAUUGCUAUAACGCCCAGGGCAAUUUGACGUGCAGCUUCCCUUCUUCGAUCAGCCUGCCUCUUCCUUACACGAUCUCCAGUUCCAAAAGCAAGUUCUAUGCCGUUGGUUGCGACGUUCGUGCAAUUAUACAAGGCUUCCGAGGAGAAGAAGAGUUGGUGACCGGGUGCAUAUCCGUAUGCAACAGCCUUGACAACGUCGAUAAGAACUCUUGCUCCGGCGCUGGGUGUUGCCAGACUAACAUCCCCUGCGGACUAAAGAAUACGCCGGUCAAGGUGGAUAGCUACAAAAAUAAUUUGAGAGUAAGGGAUUUUAACCCCUGCAGCUACGCCUUUAUUGUAGAACAAGGCCAGAUUAAUUUCUCCCCUGCGAGUUUUAAAGAGCUGAAAAACACUGAAAAGCUUCCAAUGGUUCUUAAUUGGGCAAUUGGGAAGGACACAAAUCCCUGUAAUGAAGCUCAAAAGAGGAAGGAUUUCAUAUGCACGGCUAAUAGCAGGUGCGUCAACCCUAACAGGGGGUCAGUAGGUUACUUGUGCCGGUGCUUGCCUGGUUAUGAAGGAAACCCUUACCACCCAGGUGGUUGCCAAGAUAUUGAUGAGUGCAGGGCUUCAAACCCCUGCCAGAACGGACGGUGCUUAAAUACUCCACCUCCAGGAAAAUACUCUUGUUCAUGUCACAAAGGAUACAAAACCGACGGCAUGAAUGACAAGCUUUGCAUAAAAGACGAUUCCAAACGACACUCAAAGAUCGUUCUCCUGCAUAUUGUUUCAUUCGGUACUGGCGGCAGUCUUGGACUAAUAUUUCUAGCCAUUGUUGCAUGGUGGUUGGUCCAAGUCAUAAAGAAAAGGAAAAACAAAAAACGAAAGGAGAAGUUCUUGAAACAAAAUGGCGGUUUAGUAUUGGAGCAACAAUUAUCUUCUGGUGAUCAAGCUAAUGUUGAAAAAAUUAAGUUGUUCAAUUCAAGGGAGUUGGAGAAAGCCACCGACCAUUUUAGCAUAGAUAGAAUUCUUGGCCAGGGAGGCCAAGGUAAUGUUUACAAAGGAAUGUUGAUGGAUGGACAAAUUGUUGCUGUCAAAAAGUCUAAAAUAGUUAACGGAGGCGAAGUUCGACAAUUCAUUAAUGAAAUUGUGAUUCUUUCACAAAUUAACCACAGAAAUGUGGUUAAACUAUUGGGUUGUUGUUUGGAGACAGAAAUUCCCCUUUUGGUCUAUGAAUUUCUACCGAACGGAACACUUUCUCAGUACAUUCAUGACCAAGAUGAGGAGUUUCCUCUCACAUGGGGAACGCGAUUGCGAGUGUCUACCGAAGUUGCUGGAGCUCUUUCAUAUUUACACUCAACAGCUUCUAUUUACCACCGGGACAUCAAGUCCACAAACAUACUCUUGGAUGCCAAGUAUAGAGCAAAAAUUGCAGAUUUUGGGAUUUCAAGAUCCAUUUCCACUGACCAGACACAUCUCACCACACAAGUACAUGGAACAUUUGGUUAUUUGGACCCAGAGUACUUUCAAUCAAGCCAAUUUACAGAAAAGAGUGAUGUUUACAGCUUCGGUGUGGUCCUUGCUGAGCUCUUGACCGGACAAAAACCAGUUAUUUCCAUGAUGAGGUCGCAAGAAAGUAGAAGCCUAGCAACUCAUUUUCUUCUUUCCAUGGAGCAAAAUCGUUUGUUUUAUAUUCUUGACGCUCAAGUUAAGAAAGAUGGUAGCAAAGAAGAAAUUAUAGCAGUUGCUAACCUUGCGCAAAGAUGCUUAAAUUUGAGUGGAAGGAAACGUCCUACUAUGAAAGAAGUAGCGGCGGAAUUGGAGGGAGUUCGAUUGGCAGUUAAAGAUGCUGAUCAUGUUCAACAAAAUUUGGUAGAGGAAGAAGAUGUUGAAACUCAUGAAAUAACCAUCGAGGCUUAUUGCGAUGUUGUUUCUACAUCACACGGUCCUUUUACAGAUGGUGGUACUGCAAGUUCUUCAUCUGAUGUUCUUGGAAGCAUCAAUACAAGAUUUCGGCCACCUCCAACCUACUUGGACAAAGUGCUAAAGGGAAUAUCACCAAACCUGGAACAUCUUGUGGUUGACAACGACAUUGCAUGUGCACAUUCGGUUGCUAACAAUAAGCAUGAAUGGCAUCCACGGGAGUCUGCUACUGUAUGUUUGGUAUCGCACAUCAAGACUAUUUGCUUCAUAAGGAGAUUCCAGGGAACUCCAAAUGAGAUUAAAGUGGCCAAGUACUUGCAGAAGCAUGGCGAGGUUUUGACUUCUGAUUGA